Messenger RNA from Oldenlandia corymbosa var. corymbosa, 2028 nucleotides. The record is from the annotation of a GenBank genome assembly. NCBI's taxonomy places the organism in Eukaryota, Viridiplantae, Streptophyta, Magnoliopsida, Gentianales, Rubiaceae.
AUGGCUGGCAAAUCGGUGAGUAUACUUCCGAAGACACACUAUCAGCACGAAAUGAUCCUCCAUCAAGAUGAAGAAGCAUCAUCAUCAUCAACAUCAAGGUCAAGAUUAAAUUUUGAGUGCAACUAUUGCAAAUUCAGGAUAUGUUCGAAUGAAUAUUACAGAUGCACGGGAUGUUCAACAUUUAGGCUGCACAAAUCGUGCAAGGAAAUACCAUAUGUAGUGAAGGGUCAUCCUAGUCUCCCGGACCCUAAUAGUGAACUAUUCCUAUGUGAGCUUGAACAACACCCAAAUCGCCAGUGUUUUUGCUGCAAGCAACCACUUGUGGGCAUGCUCUUCUAUUCUGAUUACGAACAUGCUAAUCUAGAUAUGGUGUGCGCGCUAGCUCCAAAAGGGUUCACAAUUCAGCACGAAAGCCAUCCGCAACAUCCCUUGAUCCCUAUGACUCGAGAGGUUUCGUUCACUUGUAAUGCUUGUGGUACAAGUCACCCAGGUCAUCCGCUUGUGUGUCAAUUGUGUUGGUUUUCGAUUGAUCGAGGCUGUGCUAGACUAACCACCACCUUUUCUCUUGAUGUUCUUCAUGAACAUCGACUUCAUCUUGCGUAUUCUCUUCCUGAGGAAUAUAAUCGAUUAAAAGGUGGAAUGUUGACGUGUGAGAUUUGUAGAGAUAAGAUAAACCCUGAAUUAUGGGUGUAUCACUGUAAGGCAUGCAGAUAUUUUGCUCAUACAAGAUGUGCUACAUUCGAUACAGAACCCUUCAUGUCCAUCAUCUACCCAGUAAGAAGCAAAGUGGAGUCCCUCGAUGAUGUGAUCCGUCUUCCAGUGGAAAGUGAAUUUGUUGAUUUAGUAAGCCAUUUACGGAGGGGAUUGGAACCUUAUGCACAAGAUAAUUCCCCUCAUGGUUUCAGGCCAAACAGGGACGUGCAUUGCGGACAUCCCUUGAUUCUUCAUGAUCAGGCAGCACGUGAUGGGUCGAAAUCAAGCUUAUGCGAUGGUUGCAUUCAGCCCAUCUCGCCACCAUACUUUAGCUGCGCCGAUUCGAAAUGCAACUUCUUUCUUCAUAAACGUUGCAUUGAAUUGCCUGAUCGACUAGUUCCUUCCCCAUUCCGGACAUUAAACGCUAUUUCAGGAGCCUCUUUUUCGUGGGAAUUAGAUUGUUCUUUUUUACAAGGCUCAUUUUCGGGGAAAUCAGAUGGGGUUUUAGAUAGCUCAUCUUUCGAUAUCUUUCAGUGUCAUGGUUGUCAACGCCCAUGCAAUGGACUAAGCUACAAGGUUUUCUUUCACGGAGUCCCUAGUCGAUAUGGAAAAGAACUGUAUGAUGUUAAAUGUGCCCUCUUACCCGCACACAUCGUACAUGAUUCACAUCCACAACAUAGGUUGGAGUUGAGCAAGAGGAGGUACGCGCCAUGUCCAUGUUGUCUCCUUGCCGGUGAAGAUCAAGGCGAAUACAUAUACAGAUGUUUGACUUGUAGCUUUAACUUGCAUCAGAAAUGUGCCCUCUACCCAAGCACGAUCCGCCAUAGGUACGAUAAGCACCCUCUCCAUCUUACUUACAAACCUAUCCAAGGUCGUCGGCAUCUUUCAGAUGAUGAUGAAUACUAUUGUGAGAUUUGCGAGUUGGAGGUGAAUCAACAUGGUUGGUUUUACCAUUGUGUUCAAUGUGACCAAAGUUUUCACAUUACUUGUAUGCAUUCACUUGAUUCCUUAUCCAAUAUCAAGUUCGGGCAAAGCCUUACAUUAAGUUCCCAUUGCCACCCUCUAAUUCUUGAAAGAAUGUUUGUGGGUAGUCGUGCUUGUGAAUAUUGCAAUGAUAGUAUAAAGGAAGGUAUGGCUUUUGAGUGUAAACAAUGUGUAAGAUACCAAAUUCACUUUGAAUGUGCCAAAUCAUGCUUUCUUAAGCAAGGUGGAGAGUUAGGUCCACCAAAUUCUGAAUUUCGGGACCAGAGGGAACAAUAUAUUCCAAAAGAAGUGUUGAGCCGUUGGAAAAAGAUUAUCCAAGUUUUAGAUGAUCCUUUGUAUUUAACAUUAUGA